AUGGAACAUGAAAUUGGUGCAAGACUUGUUGAAAAUAUCGUAAAUGAAUAUAAUGAUUAUUUUUUUUCAGUUAGUAGGUUGCAACUUUGCUUUACUCAAGUUAAUAUUGUUAAAUUAUUUCAUAUAGAAAAUGGCUUGCAAAUCGCAUCAAAAAAAUUUGAAGAACUAGAAAGAAUUUACUUGUUGGAAUUUAUUGAUAGCGAUGAAAAAUUACUUAUAAUAGGUGUAGGCCGAAAAGACAAAGGUCUAAAAAAAGGCAAAGAUCAAAAAGGCGAGGGUCUAAUAGUAGGAGAAGAUCUGGAAGAAGGCAAAGAUCAAGUGCUGAAGUUUAUAAUUUGGGAUCUGUACAAUACCGGCAAACAUGAAUUAGUGGAAUUAGACGACUUUCCAAUUACUAAAACUAAUAUAGAAGAUAUUUACUCUCGUUUAGCCAUAACUUCAGGAAAUAUUUUACAAAUCAAUGAUGAUGGGAAAGUUUCAUCAGUCCUUAAAAAAUUAAAUGAAAAAGAAGAUAAAAAUCAUACUAUACAUUACGAUGAAAAAGUAAAUUUCAAGCAAAUAGUUAAUGACAGAGAACCAUGGUUACCGGGUGGUAGUGAAAGGACUUCUUAUUGUCUUUAUUAUAAUGAAGAAGGAACAAAAACAGAAACUUUACAGCUUAUUGUUGGUAGAUCAACUGUUCAAAUUUGGCAUCAAAUAAAUGAUGAUAGUGAAAACAAAGAUGAGCUUCCUAACAAAGGGGAAGCAUUUCUUGAAUAUAUAUGGUCAAAUCGUAUUCCGGUAAAACAAGAAGGAAAUAUAACGAGAUUAAGAAUUGAAAAGUUUGAAUAUGGACCAAAUUAUGGAUCAAAAAGUAAAGAAUAUGAUUUUUAUUUAAAGGUUUAUUGGUUUGAAAGAAAUGAUAGUUCAAAACCGGAUGAACAUACAAAAAUGACAGAGCACGAAAUAAUAAAGAAAGAAAACGAUGAAAUAAAUGAAAUAAAAGAAAUAAAAGAAAUAGAAGAUAAGAUAAAAAAUAUUAAUGAAAACAAAAACAUAGACGAAGCGGAAAAAGAGAAAAAAAGACAAGAAAUAAUAAAUAAUUGUGUAAAUGUAAAAAUACGAGAAAAAGUGAUUCAAGGAAAAGAUGUUAUUAAAAAAUCUCAUGUAGCAAGACACGCUUGCAAAGCAUUAGAACAUACAAGAAAACGUUAUAAAAUAUCUAACUAUAUCGAACAUAUAAUCUGGAGAUUUGCUAAAUAUGAACCAGAAAAUUUCAGAUUAUUAGAUAUUCGAUAUAAUCUUAUGAAAAGUUUAAUACUGGCUGAUUGUGAUCGUUUAAUAAAAUUUAUAUUAUUUGGAUAUGAAGAAACCGCCAAAGAUAAAAUUGAUUACAGACAUGUACCAAGUAAUAAAUCAUGGCCAGGAAAAAAGUUUUUAAAGGAUGAUGAUUUUAACUUUGGCGGCAAAAGAGAUCAUAAGCUAAAAAUCCCAGAAAAUAAUAUGGAACUAGCAAUUUAUUAUUGUAGAGGUCGUGAGCUUAAAGAUGCGAUUAAAGUUGCUUAUCUUUUGGAAUAUUACUCAAGAAAUCCUACGAAUUGUGUGGGUUGGAUGUGUACCGUUUCUAAGGCAAUUCCUUUAUUAUUUAAAUAUAAUUAUGACGAUUUUGCCAGGAAGUUAUUUAUCAGAUGUUUUGCGGAGGGUCAUCUCUCAGGUCAAGAUCCUGACGAAAUUAUUCCAAAAGGAUACCUAGAAAAUUACAAUAGUGACAUCAAAUUUAGGGCUCUGAUACCUUUAGUUAAGUUGAAGUCUGAUGAAUCUGCUAAACUUAAGUGGUACGAUCAUAAUUGGAUUUGGAACAAAUUUAAAGAUUUAAUAAAUAAACUCAAAGGAUAUAGAAACUUCGAAAAAUCACCAUUAGCUUUACGAAUUGUUCCAUUUCCUGGUUUUACUAUAAAUAGCAUUAAAAAGAACGAAAAAAAGCUUAACUUAUUUGAAAAAUUUUUAAGUCCCCUUUCGUCUAUACUUAUACCAAAACCGCGUCAAAUCAAACAAAGUGAAACGAAUAAGUUGAGUCCUUUUUCUAGGAUGAUACUUUAUGAGAAUAAUGGUGAUGUUUAUGACAAUCCAGCAAUUGAAGCAGUUAUCAAUUUUCUGAAACAGUUUAGUUAUCGUGGACCUAAAAAAUAUAUUCUUGACUUACUUAACACUGUUGAUAUGAUUUCUAUUAUACUUCCUGUAACGGUAAUGUCGAUGAUGCUUAAUGAUUUUCAACUUUCUAAUGGUUUUGGAAUUAUUGAAGAACCUGAUUCUAAAUUAGUUGUAGAGAUAUCAUUCUCAAUUUUCUUAAUUUGGAUUCAAUUUAUUUUAUUUCUCCGUAUAAAAUCAGAUAUUGGAAUUUAUAUUUAUUACGUUGUAAUUAUUUUCCAAGCCAUAAUUCCAUUUCUUUGGUUUAUGUUUUUUGUGAUACUUGCAUUUGCACACACAAUGUUUAUUCUACUUAGAGAUCCUAAUAAAAACAUAACAAUUAAAAAUUCUACAUAUAGUGGAAGUGCUACAAAUUCAUUAACAAAUGAGACACUUAAUAUUACGCUUAAAUCUGAUUUUGAUCCUAAAUCUAGUGAUGAUAAUCCAUUUUCAACUUUUUAUACAGCAAUGGAAGCCGCAUAUUUUUGGAUUAGUGGUGAUUGGGUUCAAAGAGAUAAUUUUGAUUAUUGGGCUGUUGACUUAUUUACCUUGAUUGCUAGUAUAUUCCUUGUAAUCAUUUUACAAAAUAUCUUGAUUGCUUUUAUGAAUGGCGUAUAUGUGACAGCGGGAACUAGAGGCAAACAAAAAUUAUUAAGAUUUCAAGCAAAUUGUAUAGCAGAUUAUGAAGCAUUACAUCAUUUUUCGGAGCCUGAACCUGAACCAAAACAUAUAUAUUACUUUAGUCUAGCUAAAAAUUUUGAAGAAUGGUGUAAUACAAGAAAAGAUGAACAAGGUGCUAUUUAUAAAGCUUUUGAAGAAUUUACGACAAGCGGUAUUUUUAAAGAACUUGAUUAUGACAAAUAUUCAUUUUUAACAUAUGAUAAUAAUGUUAAAAUGAUAAUUGAAGAUUUUAUUAAAUCAGUGAAUGAUAAUACUGAGGAGUUGAUUAAAAGAGUUAUAGAUAAAAAUUCGAUUGAAGAAAUUAAUGAUGUGAAAAUUGAUUUUGAUCGUAAAUUAGAAAAAUUGAAGAAACAAUUUUUGUAA
Rhizophagus irregularis DAOM 181602=DAOM 197198 is the source of this 3210-nucleotide messenger RNA. NCBI's taxonomy places the organism in Eukaryota, Fungi, Glomeromycota, Glomeromycetes, Glomerales, Glomeraceae. The record is from RefSeq and is a predicted model, not a curated record.